This is a messenger RNA of Seminavis robusta, 2928 nucleotides long. NCBI's taxonomy places the organism in Eukaryota, Bacillariophyta, Bacillariophyceae, Naviculales, Naviculaceae. The record is from the annotation of a GenBank genome assembly.
AUGGUGUCUUCUUCCUUAGACGAUGAGCAUCCCAGCCCGAAGCGGCGUCGCGUCAUUGCUGAAGAGGACGACGACGACAACAACAAUGAUGUCAAUGAAUCAGACCAAGGCGAUCGCUUGUCUCAACGUGCCGCUCGUCUGGAAGAAAGAGCAGCAGAACGGCGCCGUCAAAGAUCCCAAGACCUCCGUCAGGAAGUCUUAGAAUUGGCGGGUAACAAUCCUGAUGAAUUUCAAGAUGUGGAUGCUAACAACAAUAACAAUGACGAUGAUUUCGAUGGUGAUGCCGACAUGGAAGAGGAUAAAGACUAUGAUUAUGAGGCUAAUGCCCCUGUUCAGUUGGAAGAAGAAGAAGAUGGAGAAGAUUUGUUGGAUAAUGCCGAGCGUGAUUACCAAAAGAUUGCGGCCUUGGACACAUACGGCCGAGAUGGUCUGGACGAUCGAGAUUUUGAUGACAUGGAUGUCGAUCAGCGACGUGCAGCCGAAAAGGAAUUAAACCGCCGAGACCUAGAAGGGAUGGGCCGUAACGAUGGAUUUUAUGGGCUUUUAGAUGCCAUGGAAACAGAGGAAGAUGAUGAAGCCCGUCAGGCUCGUCGUGGAAUGUUUGCCCGUGGGGAAGAUGGCGAAGAGGGAGUUGAAGCCACCGCGGAUGGCGAUGAAACCGAUGAAGAAGAUUUGGAUGGAGAGGACCAAAUCAAUUUGGAAGCCUUUGAUGUGCCCCUACGAGAAUGGAUUGCUCAGGAUCGCACCCGCCGAGAGUUACAACGCAAGUUCAGAAGCUUUCUACGCCAUUACACUGGCGAAGUUGGCAAUGAAGACGAUCCGGCGAGGCGUCGCAAACGUGGAAAUGGAAUCUACGAACAAAAGAUCAGAGCCAUGUGUGCUGCCAAUCAUUCCACUCUUCAAGUAUCGUUUGAGCAUCUCGGUGAAGCUGAACCUGUGCUGGCAUUUUGGCUUACGGAUGUCCCCAAAGACAUGUUCGACGUCCUCAAUGAAGCUGCCACCCGCCACACCCUCAUGUUGUUCCCUUCCUACAAUUCCAUUCAGAGCGAAAUUCACGUGCGUUUUGCCGGUUUUCCCUUUUUGGACUCUCUUCGCAACUUGAGACGCUCCCACCUGGAUAACCUCGUGAAGGUCAACGGAGUGAUCACCCGGAGAUCUUCCGUUUACCCACAACUUAGCAUUGCCUAUUACACAUGUCUUGGUUGCAAGAGAACUCAAGGACCUUUUCGAGUCGAUGGAGUGGGGUCCAAUCUGGUGGGCAUGAGUCAACCAGACAAUUGUCCCAAUUGUGAAAAUGCUCAUUUCAAGCUGCAUCCUUCCUUGUCCGAGUAUCGCAACGUGCAACGAGCCAACCUACAAGAAACUCCUGGGUCUGUCCCACCCGGACGAGUCCCCCGUAGCAAAGAAGUCGUUUUCGCGGACGAUCUCAUUGAUUCUGCCCGUCCAGGAGAAGAAGUGGUGGUUACUGGUAUCUAUGAGCAAAAGUUUGAUGCUGGAUUGACAUUUCAAUCAGGCUUUCCAGUCUUUAGCACGUUUUUGACGGCCAACCAUGUCAGCAAAAAGGAAGAUGCGGCUGCCACAGCAAAUCUAUCGGAGAACGAUAUCCAGGAAAUCUUGGAACUGGCCAAGGAUCCCAAUAUCGGAAACCGCAUUGUGUGGAGUAUCGCUCCAAGUAUCUAUGGACAUGACUUUUGCAAGAUGGCGCUGGCCAUGAGCUUGUUUGGAGCAGUGCCCAAGAACGUCAAUGACAAACACAGGAUUCGCGGAGAUAGUCAGUUGCUCAAGUAUGCAGAGUACACAGCCCCUCGGGCCGUCUACAGCACUGGUAAGGGCGCCAGUGCGGUUGGAUUGACAGCAUCCGUACACAAGGACCCGAUCACCCGUGAGUGGACGUUAGAAGGAGGUGCUCUGGUCUUGGCGGAUAAGGGUGUUUGUUUGAUCGAUGAAUUUGACAAGAUGAAUGAGCAAGAUCGCACAUCCAUCCACGAGGCAAUGGAACAGCAGAGUAUAUCAGUUUCCAAGGCGGGAAUUGUGACAUCGCUUCAGGCUCGAUGCUCCGUGAUUGCAGCCGCCAAUCCAAUUGGUGGACGUUACGACAGUUCCAACACCCUGGCAGACAAUGUCGAAUUGACGGAUCCUAUUUUGCAACGUUUUGAUAUUCUGUGCGUUCUUCAAGAUCAGGUGGACCCCAUUGCCGAUGAAAGGCUGGCCAUGUUUGUGACGGAAAGUCACAAGCGAGCAGUACCGACUGCAAAAAUCAAGCCAGACAAGGAAGGGAAAUCUGACUCGCAAGCCAAGUCUAUGGAAAUUCCCGGGCUCAUUAAACAAGACUUGCUUCGAAAGUACAUCCAAUAUGCCCGUGUCAAUGUUCGUCCCGUCCUGCGAGGUAACGCCUUUGACCAGGAAAAGGUUGCCUCCCUUUAUGUGGCACUUCGCCGAGAAUCUGCAGCAUCAGGGGGUGUCCCCAUUGCAGUGCGACACAUUGAGUCUAUCAUGCGCAUGGCUGAAGCCCACGCGAAAAUGCAUCUACGAGACUAUGUUCGGGAUGACGAUAUGGAUGCUAGUAUCCGGAUGAUGCUGGAAAGCUUUGUCAUGGCUCAAAAAUUCAGUGUGCGUCGAGCUCUGAAGCGAAGCUUUGCCAAAUUCCUUUCCAGCGGUGAAGACCGUGCCUACUUGUUGCUGCACAUGUUGCAAGAACUCUUCCGCAAGGAGCAAAUGUACCAAGUGAUUCGGCUGAGGCAGCGCAAUCAGUCCGAGGACAUGCUAGAUAUUCUGGAUGUCCCGCUGGAUGAACUCGAGAGCAGGGCCCGUGAGCGAAGAAUCUUCAACGUGACGGAGUUCUUGAAGAGUGAAGCCUUCACUGAAGCGGGCUACAGGUACGACCCUCAGCGAAAGGCCAUCACGAGAAGCGUGGCAUCUGCAAACUAA